Messenger RNA from Punica granatum (pomegranate), 753 nucleotides. The record is from RefSeq and is a predicted model, not a curated record. Lineage: Eukaryota; Viridiplantae; Streptophyta; Magnoliopsida; Myrtales; Lythraceae.
AUGAUGCAAUACUUACUAACUUACGCAGAGGCAGAGCAACAGAAUUAUGUUGACCAACAACCACGGAAGAUCCAGUCUGCUGCUAUUAUCGCUGAUUAUUCAAAAAUCUAUGACAAUCACUACUUGAAACUUGACCACUGGAGAGCAGCUAUUCUAUUUCUUAUGCACGAGGCAAAUGGUUUCCAGAAUGUUAUACCUUCUUAUAGAGAGCAUCAAGAGAAUCUGAUAGCGAUAGCGUACAUUCUUGCAGUUAGCGUGGCUCAGGGGCUGGCCUUUCUGCAUGAUUGCUCCUCAGGCCCCAUUUUCCUCCUGGACCACUCGAGCAAAAGCAUAUUGCUCAAGUCUAUGAAGGAACCUAAGGUGGGAGAUAUCGAGCUCUGCAAGGUAAUCGAUCUCUCGAAAAGCACCGGCAGCCUCUCAACUGUUGCUGGUUCUGUAGGGUAUAUUCCACCUGAGUACGCAUACACGUUGAGGAUGACGACAACGGGAAACGUCUAUAGCUUCAGGGUCGUGUUGGUGGAACUCUUAACUGGGAAGCCAGCGGUCAGCGAGGGAACUGAGUUGGCCAAGUGGGUGUUAGCAAAAUCGUCGCAGUGGGAUCGUAUACUCGAUAUCAGUGUUAGCAGAACUUCCUCAGCAGUUCGGAGCCAAACGCUCGAUGUCCUGAAGAUCGCCCUGAACUGUGUGAGUCCAUCACUUGAAGCUCGGCCUAAGAUGAAGAGUGUGCUAAGGAUGCUCCUAAAUGCAAGGUAA